AUGCCUACCACGGUGUGUAAGGCCAAGGCGUCUUUCAAGAAAUUGUCAGGCUUGCUCGAGCUCACCGACACCCAUCUCCAAUGGACUCAGGACGGGAAAAAGGCGCCUUCAGUACGCGUUCCUUACGCUGAAGCAUAUUCUUUGUUCUGUAGUAAAGAGGGCGCCUCUCAGGUCAGGCUCAAGCUUGGUCUUAUUAGCGAUGAAGCGGGUCACAACUUUACUUUCACGUCCCCCAUCGCAAACGCCGAGCGUGAAGAGUUCAAAAAGGCACUCACUCCCAUUAUAACUCGCAAUAAGCUACCUGCCGCGCCUGUUAAUCGACCUCCUGUGACGGCUGCAGCCCUAGUGCCCAAUGGACCAUUGCCUGUGGUACCUAAAGCACCCCUCCAUCAACCGAUAGCGCCCUCGCGGCCCCCCGCCUCCCGUGCCACAUCUGUCUUGAGUGAGAGGAGAACGACCCCGGUCAUCGCUGGAACCGACCCUGCCAGCGAUUUCCGACUUCGCAAGAGGGUUCUUAUGAGCAAUCAUGAACUCGGGUCCCUGCACAAAGAUCUUGUCAUGAGUGGUCAAAUUACAGAAGCUGAGUUCUGGGACGGCCGUGAGCACCUUCUUCUUGCACAAGCUGAUACAGAAAGUCAACGAAAAGGCAAGCCGGGCCAGCUUGUGGACCCUCGUCCUGAAACUGUCGACGGUGAAAUCAAGAUAAAGAUUACGCCGCAGCUGGUUCACGAUAUAUUUGAUGAAUAUCCCGUCGUAGCGAAGGCUUACAGCGAGCAUGUACCCAAGAACUUGUCUGAAGAACAAUUUUGGAGACGGUAUUUUCAAUCCAAACUCUUCAAUACACACCGUGCAUCUAUUCGUUCGUCUGCAACCCAGCAUGUUGUCAAAGCCGACCCCAUUUUCGACAAGUAUCUGGAAAGGGAAGAUGACGAGCUGGAACCUAGGCGGCAACGUUCGGACCCAGUGGAGCUUUUCGUCAACCUUGGCGCAACUUUAGAGGACCAUGGAGAGACUGGAAACGAAAAGGAUGUCACUAUGCGAGCAGGCCGGCAAAAGGGUGCUUUGCCUCUCAUUCGAAAGUUUAACGAGCACUCUGAAAGGCUUCUGAACUCAGCCCUGGGCGAAAUUCCUUCAAAGCGACGUCGUCUGGAUGUAGGAGAAGAUGCAUACUCAGAAAUAGACAUCGAGGAUUUACACGACCCCGAGGCUUCAACUGGCAUCAUUCUUGAGAUGAAGGGAUAUAGAGAACGAUACUAUGAAGGUCGCAUGUCGAAACCCGCCGCCGAGGAAGUUGCAGCUGAGAAGAGUGUAGACUUCAGGACCGUUGUUCGCGAAGCAAAAGCUGACCUGCAAGAAUGGGAUAAACAGUUGACUCAACUAAAAAUUGAUCGGAAAUCUGGUGACUCCGCUUUGCUUGCUAUGACGCAGAACGUCUCGGUAAGAUUGGAUGUAAAGUCAAAAAAAAACGAUAUACCAGACGUCCUUUUCAGACAAUUGACAACUUGUCAAACUGCCGCCAAUGAAUUUCUCCGGCAAUUCUGGUCCGCCUCGUAUCCUCCACUUUCUGAGGUACCCAGCGUGUCCACGGCUACACCUGCGCAGCGGGCAGCAAAGGCCACAAAAAUGAUAGGCUACCUUUCAAAAACGCACGAAAAGGUGCAGGCCCUCGUACAGAGUGCAAGUAUGCACUCUGUUGAGCCAGCGCGUGUUGAAAUGGCUAUGAAGCCCGUUCUCAAUGCGGUUGACCACGCCCUCGCCUUUCAUCAAAGCAGAACUCGCCCCAAAUAG
This is a messenger RNA of Laccaria bicolor S238N-H82, 1788 nucleotides long. RefSeq lists its product as uncharacterized. Lineage: Eukaryota; Fungi; Basidiomycota; Agaricomycetes; Agaricales; Hydnangiaceae. Gene Ontology annotation, cellular component: transcription factor TFIIH holo complex; transcription factor TFIIH core complex. Gene Ontology annotation, biological process: transcription by RNA polymerase I; transcription by RNA polymerase II; nucleotide-excision repair. The record is from RefSeq and is a predicted model, not a curated record. Bases 1 to 1788 code for a protein of 595 amino acids. The transcript has 12 exons.